UCUGAGAUGGCCGUACGGUGUUGAUCGUUUGUGGAUAACGCCAUAAAAAGUCGAAAUACUCGGCGAUUUCUGAAUGGGCCAUGGAGAACAAGCCUUUCAUCACAUGUGAGGGAGACCAGAACCUUUUCUCCUCGAUCCACGGCGACCUGGUACAGCGUCUGCCGCUGGAGCCGGUGGAAUGGCGGCGCUCGUACGGCCGCCCGCCGCGCAUGGUCCAGGUCGAGGCCAACUUCGUCCCCUUCACGGACGAGAUGCUGCCCAAGGAGGGGGACAUGUCGUUACUACGGCAACCGUUCUUCCACAUGUUCUGGACGGACUGUCCCGAUGUAGAUGUCUACAAAAUCCAGACAAAAGACGAGAUCACCCUCUGGCUGCAGAAGCUGCGCAUCUACAACAUCCAGGACUGGAUGAUCGUUCUGGUCGCCAAUAGCGAUGCCAAGAAGAACAAACUGUUGCCACGGACAACCGUGAUCGACAAGAUCAAGAGCGACUUUUGUAGCAAGCAGGCUGACAGAUGCCUGGUUAUCUAUGAUCCACUGAUAGAUUCUCCCAAGUCGCUGGAGUCGUGGGUUGCCCUGGUUCAGCGGCUGAAGCAGCUCCUGCUCGUGUCGUUUAACCGGAACCUUGGGCAGUUCGAGGACAACAUGCGCGCCCAGCGGGAACGCCGCACAGAGGUGGACUGGAACUUCUGUAGAUACUUCCUUGUACAGGAGGAGCUAGCAUUUGUGUUUGAGAUGUUGAAGCAGUAUGAAGACGCGCUGGUCCAGUAUGAUGAGCUGGAUGCUCUCUUCACCCAGUUUGUACUCAACAUCCAGGCUGGAGGUUUGGCCUGGCUGGGCAGCUUCAGUCGUCCCUGUACCUGCUGGGACGGGCUGUAUCUAUGGCAACCGGUGAACUACGACAAGCGAGACCUGAUCCAGGAGAACACAGCCACCCUGCUGGACCUGAGGAACUACCUGUUCUCCCGGCAGUGUGCCCUGCUGUUCUUCCUGCAGCGCCCGUGGGAGGUCGCGCAGAGGACGCUGCCGUUUGUACACAACGUCAUCAGGGAGCUGGAGAUACUGGAGUUGACCCUCCCCUCGGGUGCUGUUGCAUGCUGGGCCUUCAUGAGCUGUUUAGAGGUUCUACAGAUGAUCGAGCGCUGCAGCGACUCCUCACAGGUGGAGGCGUACUCCCCGUACACCGCCAGUAUCUGGGCAUACGCACGCGAGAAGUUACAUGAGUUAGGAGUGAUGUGUGGACUGAUGCCUGACAUGACCCCCUCGUCUGAGCAACUGCACAUGGUGGUGGAUCUACUAGCCGGCAUGGGGCAGAAACCUGAGAAAGAGAGUAUUCCCAACAGUCCAGACAAGAAGCUGCGGGAAGCGUUGUCGUCCAAAGCAGCCUUCCAGAAGCACUACCUGGAGCUGUCAGAGCUGGCCAUGGGGACGUACAAACACAUCGGCAGGAUCAGAUCUGCACGCAGGAUCGGCAAGGAUCUGGCAGCCUUCUACAUGAUGCUUGGUGAUGCCCGUAAGGCUGAGUCCUUCCUGUCAGAUGCCCUGAAGAUGUACCAGCGGGAAGGGUGGGGUCUGCUAGCAGCCAACACCUGUAAGGACCUGGCCUUCUGUCAGAAGGAACUCAACAACAUGCAGAAAUAUGCGGAGUCCUGCUCCCUGCUGGCGUCCAAUGAUCUCCUCAGCCCUGCAGACAGGACACACUUCUACAACGAACUGGUGUCCGUCUGCUCCAAGUCAUCAGCAGAUGAUUCCUCCAUCCUGCUCCACAUGGAGCCCAUGAUGACCAUCACAGACGUGUGCAUAAACAGUGAGAAGAGACGUCCCAUCCUGGGCAGCACUGUACACAUCACCCUCCACAUGCAGAGCUCCUUCUCAGAAGACAUGGUGUUUGACAAGGUGACCCUGGUUCUCCAGCGGGACGUGCGAGAGCCGUCUGUCGCAUCGCAGAGCGAGGAGAAGCCGGGGGAACACGGCGCCGACAGGCUGCUGUCGGAACCGCCGCGGUUUCACAAGCGGAGUGUGAGCGCCGGCUGUAUGUCCAGUCUGAGGGGGUGGAACGGACAGACCGCUUCUAACCAGAUCCCCAGCUACCUGAACGUGCAGGCGGAGUGCCAGGUGAAGCCGGACGGCAGUCUGAACUGGUCGGGGAUCAACUGCCCCAGCGCCAGCCAGUUCCUACGGCGACAGGACUCCUCCCACUCGCUGGUCAAAGGUCAGGAGGUGGUGAGAGAGGAGGGGGACCUGAACCUGGAGAUCGCGAACAUUCAGCUGAAACCUGGGGACAACAAAGUCUGCUUCUCCACCACAGUUGCUAGCCGAGGCCUGUUCACAGUACGACAGCUUGUUCUGAGACUCAGUUCAGCAGAGUUUGUCUCCUCCAGAAUCUGGCCUCCAGCCUCAUAUGAAGUUGCCAGUCAGAACCCCACAGUAACACUGUCACCUCUACAGGAUCUCCUGGCAGGAAUCCCUCAGCAGAUACAAGUCACAGUGUGUACAGGUGACCAUGUUCUACCCCAGGAUACAACAAUAGUGUUCUCCACAACCCCCCAACUCACCCUCAAGCCACCCCAGGACAGACAUGCACAGGUCACCAAACAGGACACAGCUGAUUCUGAACCCCCCGCUGAUCUAGAGUACCAGACAUCUGAAGAGGGAGGUGUCCUGACACUGAAGCUGCCGGCAGUGGAGGCGUACCAUCGAGUCCAGCUGACUGUCUGGGCUACAGCUGACAUCCCAGACCAGGGCAGGGCAGGACAGGAGGGAGACAGCACCAGUGUGGAACACAGGGUUUCCUUCAAAAGUCCGCUGGUGAAGGAUGAACCUGAGACAACGUUGGUUUUCCACUAUCCAUUCCUGGCCACAAACCAGCUGCACACGGCAGGGGACAGUAAGUUUGUACAUGUGGAGGUUGUUGGCCUGAGCACUGCCAAGUUUGACCUACAGGACCCUGACCUUGCCAUCAGUGACCUGCAGGACAGUGACACGGCUGUGAGUCUAACUCCACUCCAUCAGAACAGCCCAAUGGUUGUGUACAGAGACCAGACCGUGUCGUACCUGUGGCAGCUGCACCCAGAGGAGCUGCAGGGACUGCCGCAGCUCAGCUGCAGAUUCUCCAUGCAGUACUGUCUGCAGGGCUCGCAGCAGCACACUCACUACAGCUACAGCUUCACUCUUAACAACUUCAAGACCCUGUACCAGGUAGAGACAUCAGUGGAGACCCCUACAGGCAGUGAGAAGUGUCAGGCAGGAGUUCUGUGUCCUCUGAGACUCCUCAUCACCACCACAUCACCUGCUGGGGACAGACAGGACACAGACACUGUACCACUCAUGUAUGAGGUGCUGGCAGACAACACCAUGUGGGCUGUGUGUGGCAAGAGUUCAGGGGUCGUCUCCAUGCCAACCGCUGCCAUGACAACCAAGGAAGUGCUGCUGGAGGUGAUGCCUCUGAUUGGUGGAUACCUGCCCGUGCCUGUUGUCCAACUGUCUCAGUAUCAGGAGCUACCCUCCCCUGAUCACAAAGAACUCUCCCCCGACUGUGUCAAACCCUCCCCUGGCAACGAUGAACCCUCCCCAGAUGAGCUAGUCCCCAGUCAUCCCGGGCAGGUGUACUUCAAACAUGGACAGGUGUACAGCUGUAGCCAGGCGCGGCAGGUGCAUGUCCUACCUGCCAACAACGGGGGCAACCUGGUCAUCACCUUCCAAUAACAUGGUUAUUACCUUCCAAUACCUUG
Messenger RNA from Branchiostoma belcheri (Belcher's lancelet), 3730 nucleotides. RefSeq names its product trafficking protein particle complex subunit 10-like. The coding region runs from base 81 to 3704 and encodes 1207 amino acids. Gene Ontology annotation, cellular component: TRAPPII protein complex. The transcript is spliced from 22 exons. Gene Ontology annotation, biological process: intra-Golgi vesicle-mediated transport; early endosome to Golgi transport. Gene Ontology annotation, molecular function: protein binding. Lineage: Eukaryota; Metazoa; Chordata; Leptocardii; Amphioxiformes; Branchiostomatidae. The record is from RefSeq and is a predicted model, not a curated record.